AUGGUCUCCCGCGUCCAACUCCACUGCGGAAUUCUCCGUUUAGUAUCCUAUGGGACCGCGUGGCUAGCACCCCAGGGGGCACAUCCCGAGCUCCCGGAUUAUGUGGCUGCAUCCGAGUUUCGCAGGGGGCGCGGGUGCGGCGGCCUCGGCUCCGCCACCCGCCCAGGGCCGUUCCCUCCGCGGGAGACCCGCCGCGGGCCGGCGUCUCCCCGGGACCUCGCUGCCACGUCCGUGUGCACCAUCUGUGAGGUCUGGGGGGCCGGCUGGGCCCCGACGCGGGGCAGCGCCCGGCCCCCGCCCGCGCCGCGCGGCUCGUGGCUCCGGAGCGCCGCCGGGGCCGGGCGGGGGCCGGGCGCGCGCGGGCCGCGGGGCUCAGCUGUGCUGCUGUUCUCUCCGCAGGGACGGCGGCUCCCGGGGGUGCCCCGCUCCCCUGCGAUGGCAGUUGGCGCGCUGUCCAGCUCCCUCCUGGUCACCUGCUGCCUGAUGGUGGCUCUGUGCAGUCCGAGCAUCCCGUUGGAGAAGCUGGCCCAGGCGCCCGAGCAGCCGGGCCCGGAGAAGCGCGAGCACGCGUCUCGGGACGGCCCGGGGCGGGUGAGCGAGCUCGGGCGCCCCGCGAGGGACGAGGGCGGCGGCGGCGGCGGCGGCCGCGACUGGAAGGGCAAGGGCGGCCGCGGGCUCGCCGGCCGGGACGCGUGGAGCAAGCAGAAGCAGGCCUGGGCCGCCCAGGGCGGGGGCGCCAAGGCCGGGGACCUGCAGGGCCGGCCCCGCGGGGACACCCCGCACGGGGAGCCCCUGGCCGCCGCCGCCGCCGCCCAGGACGCGGCCGGCCCGGACCUGGCGCCCACGCCGGAGCCGCCGGAGGAGUACGCGUACCCGGACUACCGCGGCAAGGGCUGCGUGGACGAGAGCGGCUUCGUGUACGCCAUCGGGGAGAAGUUCGCUCCGGGCCCCUCCGCCUGCCCUUGCCUGUGCACCGAGGAGGGGCCGCUGUGCGCGCAGCCCGAGUGCCCGCGGCUGCACCCGCGCUGCAUCCACGUCGACACGAGCCAGUGCUGCCCGCAGUGCAAGGAGAGGAAGAACUACUGCGAGUUCCGGGGCAAGAUCUACCAGACUCUGGAGGAGUUCGUGGUGUCUCCGUGUGAGCGGUGCCGCUGCGAAGCCAACGGGGAGGUGCUGUGCACCGUGUCCGCAUGUCCGCAGACGGAGUGUGUGGACCCCGUGUACGAGCCUGACCAGUGCUGCCCCAUCUGCAAAAAUGGUCCCAACUGCUUUGCAGAAACUGCUGUCAUCCCAGCUGGAAGAGAAGUCAAGACGGACGAAUGUACCAUAUGUCACUGUACUUAUGAGGAAGGAACGUGGAGGAUCGAACGACAGGCCAUGUGCACGAGGCAUGAAUGCCGGCAAAUGUAGGCACAGGACCAUAAAAAAACAGACAUUUUUCUAGAAUAUUUUACUGAUGGAAACAUUCUAGAUGACUCUGGGGAAUGUCCUCCAAAAGGAGAAGACUUUUGAUGAGGAGUAUGGAAAGUUGUGCAUACCUUUCACGUUUCUCGGUAACCAUUUCCUGCAAAAGAAGGAAAUUGGUCUAUUUCCAAACGUCCACAAGAACUUUGGGCACAAAAUCCCCCUCUCUAAAUAAAUGUGCUAUUUUCACAGUAAGUACACUGAAGUACACUAUUAUAUAUUAAAUGUAUUUCUAUAAUCCCUCUAUUAGAGAGCUUAUAUAAAUGUUUUCUAUAGAUACAGAUUAAAAACGCUGUGUUGUCAACUGCCUUCACUGCAUACCUGCA
Molecule: messenger RNA, 1790 nt
Organism: Hyaena hyaena (striped hyena)
Lineage: Eukaryota; Metazoa; Chordata; Mammalia; Carnivora; Hyaenidae
Gene: VWC2
Product: von Willebrand factor C domain containing 2
Exons: 4
Coding region: 1-1410 (469 amino acids)
Biological process (GO): negative regulation of BMP signaling pathway
Cellular component (GO): AMPA glutamate receptor complex
Molecular function (GO): protein binding
Source: RefSeq, a predicted model, not a curated record